AUGAUCAAUAGACCUUGCUCACCUCUUCAUCCUCCCACGUCUCUUCUCAGCUCAUCACAGCCACAGCCGCCGUAUCUCACCCAACAUCACCGGCCAUCACCUAGCGGUUAUACCCGCGAGACGUCCAGUAGCUCCCGCUGCCUUGCGUCCUCCUCCCCCUCCUCCUCCCCGCGCAUGAACGCAUCCCGAUUCUCGCCCUGGACGCCCACCUGCGAACUCGACGGCUGUAGAAUGAGAUGGUUCGAUGGUCCGCUUUCGCCGCCGCCCCUUGAUCGGCUGGGGAGCCUGGGGAGCCUGGGGUUCCAGCUGCGCGGCUUGUGCUCGUGGGCUGCCCCGACCAGCUCGGAGCUUCCUGCGCCUUCGUGCGUCCAAGUCCGAGGGUUGACAGCUUCCGUCGAAGCCCAUGUCUCUUCUCGCCUCCGUAUGGGCACGUUUCCGGUCCGCCUCCAGCCGGAUCCCACGCCCCCCGGAGACCAGAUGCCCGGGAGCGACGAGGACGGAUGGAGGCUUGAUAUGGAGGGUCGAAGGCUUUCAAUACAUCAAGGCUAG
Molecule: messenger RNA, 549 nt
Organism: Geosmithia morbida
Lineage: Eukaryota; Fungi; Ascomycota; Sordariomycetes; Hypocreales; Bionectriaceae
Exons: 2
Coding region: 1-549 (182 amino acids)
Source: RefSeq, a predicted model, not a curated record